This is a messenger RNA of Penicillium coprophilum, 507 nucleotides long. RefSeq lists its product as uncharacterized. Lineage: Eukaryota; Fungi; Ascomycota; Eurotiomycetes; Eurotiales; Aspergillaceae. The transcript has 3 exons. The record is from RefSeq and is a predicted model, not a curated record. The coding region runs from base 1 to 498 and encodes 165 amino acids.
AUGUUUCGCUAUGCUUUUCGCCCCCUGGCUCCCUUUCCCUGCCCUAGAAGUGCUCGUAGCGCGCGACUUCUUUAUCACGUCACAACAGAUUUUAUCACCCAUAAUACGGGAGGAAAUCUGGUUACCAGAAAGGUGCCUGUUGUUGUUGGCGACCCGGGAGAAACUUUCGUUUUGAUUGAGCAAGAGGUUGGUAGUGCACUCCGUGCUGCUAGUCCCUUUAUAUCAGUAUCUGCAGCUAGUGCUGAAUAUCGUUGUAAACUUACGUUUUUCCACGAUUCCCAACACUUUGGAUUUGGACCAACGAGUUAUCCCCGCCUCUAUGCCCCAAGCCAAAUUCCUCGCCAGACAGAGUUGAAUACAAGCCCUGCAACUUUGUUCAUGGGUGGAAAGAUGCACCAUCUAGUUCUAGAUGGAACACCUGAUGCAAUUUUUGCGGAGAACGCAAACGCUACUGGACGGAACCUGGCAGGCGUACUCGACCAGCUGAAGGAUAUGUGAUGUCAAGAU